UCGACAGAGCAAUCACUUUCUCAAGAUAGCUUCUGCAAGUACGCAGCAGCCACCAUGUCAGAUGCGGAGAAGUACCUCUACGGCGACCGCAACACGGUAAGCAACCCGCUGGCCCAGGCCGACUGGGCCACGAAGAAGCUGGUGUGGGUUCCUUCCGAAAAGCUCGGCUUCGAGUCGGGCUCCAUCAAAGAGGAGAGUGGAGAUGAAUGCCUGGUGGAGCUCACCGACUCGGGUAAGAAGGUCAAGGUCCACAAGGAUGACAUCCAGAAGAUGAAUCCACCCAAAUUCAACAAGGUGGAGGACAUGGCUGAACUCACCUGUCUGAACGAAGCCUCCGUGCUGCACAACCUGAAAGAGAGAUACUACUCAGGACUUAUCUAUACGUACUCGGGUCUGUUUUGCGUGGUCAUCAACCCCUACAAGAACCUUCCCAUCUAUUCGGAGGAGAUUGUGGAUAUGUACAAGGGCAAGAAGAGGCACGAGAUGCCCCCUCAUAUUUACGCCAUCACUGAUACAGCCUACAGGAGCAUGAUGCAGGAUCGCGAGGAUCAGUCGAUUCUUUGCACAGGUGAAUCAGGGGCUGGAAAGACUGAAAACACCAAGAAGGUUAUCCAGUAUUUGGCGUGCGUCGCGUCAUCUAAGACCAAGAAAGAGCCGAGCAGCUCCUCCUUGUCUCAUGGUGAGCUGGAGAAACAGCUGUUGCAGGCAAACCCUAUCCUUGAGGCCUUCGGCAAUGCCAAGACAGUCAAGAAUGACAAUUCCUCCCGAUUUGGAAAGUUCAUUAGGAUUAAUUUUGAUGUCAAUGGAUAUAUUGUUGGGGCCAACAUCGAGACCUAUCUCCUGGAGAAAUCUCGUGCAAUCAGACAGGCCAAAGAGGAGAGGACUUUUCACAUCUUCUACUACCUGCUGUCAGGGGCCGGGGACAAGAUGCGCUCGGAGCUGUGCCUGGAGGAUUAUAGUAAAUACCGUUUCCUGUCCAAUGGAAACAUGACCAUUCCUGGUCAGCAAGACCGUGACAUGUAUGUGGAAACCAUGGAGGCAUUCAAGAUCAUGAGCAUCCCUGAGGAGGAACAGACAGGCCUGCUGAAGGUAGUGUCAGGAGUGCUGCAACUGGGAAACAUGAGUUUUAAGAAAGAGCGCCAUUCUGACCAAGCUGCCUUGAAUGAUGACACCGCUGCCCAGAAAGUAUGUCACUUGAUGGGCAUGAACGUGACCGACUUCACCAAAGCCAUUCUGACCCCACGGAUCAAGGUGGGCCGGGAUUACGUGCAGAAAGCCCAGACGCAGGAGCAGGCUGAAUUUGCUGUGGAGGCCCUGGCCAAAGCCUCCUAUGAAAGACUGUUCCGCUGGCUGGUCAUGCGCAUCAACAAAGCUCUGGACAAAACCAAGCGACAGGGAGCUUCCUUCAUUGGCAUCCUUGACAUUGCAGGAUUUGAGAUCUUUGAGCUGAACUCAUUUGAACAACUCUGCAUCAACUACACCAAUGAGAAGCUACAGCAGCUCUUCAACCACACCAUGUUCAUCCUGGAGCAGGAGGAAUACCAGAGAGAAGGCAUCGAGUGGAGCUUCAUUGAUUUUGGCCUGGACUUGCAGCCCUGUAUAGAUCUGAUUGAGAAGCCUAAUGGACCCCCAGGUAUCCUGGCACUGUUGGAUGAGGAGUGUUGGUUCCCAAAAGCCACAGACAAGUCUUUUGUGGAGAAGGUAGUGCAGGAACAGGGUAGCAACCCCAAAUUUGUCAAGCCCAAGAUGCUCAAAGAUGAUGCUGAUUUCUGCAUCAUUCACUAUGCUGGAAAGGUGGACUACAAAGCAAAGGAGUGGCUAACAAAGAACAUGGACCCCCUGAAUGACAAUGUGGCCACACUGCUCAACCAGGCAUCAGACAAAUUUGUGUCUGACCUCUGGAAAGAUGUGGACAGAAUUGUGGGCUUGGACAAGGUGGCAGGCAUGUCAGAUUCCAUGCACGGAGCAUUCAAGACCCGCAAAGGAAUGUUCCGGACGGUAGGGCAGCUAUACAAAGAGCAACUGGCCAACCUGAUGACCACUCUGAGGAACACCAACCCUAACUUUGUCCGUUGUAUCAUCCCUAAUCAUGAGAAGAAGGCAGGUAAACUGGAACCUCAUCUGGUGCUGGAUCAGCUGAGAUGUAACGGAGUUCUGGAAGGAAUCCGUAUCUGCAGACAGGGUUUCCCCAAUCGCAUCCUCUUCCAGGAGUUCAGACAGAGGUAUGAGAUCUUGACUCCUAAUGCAAUUCCAAAGGGCUUCAUGGAUGGAAAGCAAGCAUGUGUCCUUAUGAUCAAAGCCUUGGAGUUAGAUGCAAACCUUUUCCGGAUUGGCCAGAGUAAAGUAUUCUUCCGGGCUGGAGUCCUAGCCCAUUUGGAGGAAGAGCGAGACAUGAAGAUUACAGAUGUCAUCAUUGGCUUCCAAGCCUGGUGUAGAGGCUAUGUGGCCAGAAAAGCCUUUGCCAAGAGACAGCAGCAGUUGACAGCCAUGAGAGUGAUCCAGAGGAACUGUGCUGCCUAUCUGAAACUCAGGAACUGGCAGUGGUGGAGACUUUUCACCAAGGUGAAGCCCCUGCUUCAGGUCACCAGGCAGGAAGAGGAGAUGCUGGCCAAAGAGGAGGAACUUGUCAAGGUGAAAGAGAGGCAAGAGCAGGCUGAAGCACAGCUGAAGGAGUUUGAAACCAAGCAGCAACAGCUGAUGUCAGAAAAAGCGGCCCUUCAGGAGCAGCUGCAGGCUGAGACAGAGCUUUGUGCCGAAGCCGAGGAGAUGCGUGCUCGUCUUGCUGCCCGACAGCAGGAGUUGGAGGAGAUCCUUCAUGACCUGGAGGCUCGUGUAGAAGAGGAGGAGGAGCGUGUAACACAGCUCCAUAAUGAGAGGAAGAAGAUGCAACAGAACAUUACAGAACUUGAACAGCAACUAGAUGAGGAGGAAGGAGCCAGACAGAAGCUGCAGCUGGAGAAGGUGGCUACAGAUGCUAAAUUGAAGAAGAUUGAAGAGGACAUCAUGCUGCUGGAUGACCAGAAUAACAAACUCAUGAAGGAAAAGAAACAGCUGGAAGAGAGGAUCUCUGAAUUUACCACCAACCUUGCAGAGGAGGAAGAGAAGUCUAAAAGCUUACAGAAACUCAAGAACAAACACGAGGCCAUGAUAACUGAACUCGAAGACCGUCUCAGAAAAGAGGAAAAGCAGAGACAGGAGCUAGAGAAGAACAGACGUAAGCUUGAGGGUGACUCCACUGAGCUCCAAGACCAGAUUGCUGAACUUCAGGCUCAGAUUGCUGAGCUCCGUGCUCAGCUAGCCAAGAAAGAAGAGGAACUAUUGGCUGCUCUCGCCAAAAUUGAGGAGGAGGCAGCCCUGAAGAACACUGCUCAGAAGAAAAUCAGAGAGCUGGAAGCUCAAAUCUCUGAACUUCAGGAAGACCUGGACCUGGAGCGGGCUGCUCGCACUAAAGCUGAGAAACAAAAGAGAGAUCUGGGGGAGGAGCUGGAGGCCCUUAAAACUGAGUUGGAGGACACACUGGACUCUACUGCAGCCCAGCAGGAGCUCAGGGCUAAACGAGAAUCUGAGGUGACCCAGUUGAAGAAGUCAUUGGAGGAUGAAGCAAAAUUACAUGAGCAGCAGCUGUCUGAUAUGAGACAGAAACACAACCAGACCUUUGAUGAGCUCAAUGAGCAACUGGAGCAGGCCAAGAGAAACAAAGCAUCAGUGGAGAAAGCAAAGCAAGCCUUGGAGAGCGAAAGAAACGAGUUGCAGAUUGAGCUACAGUCUCUGUCACAGAGCAAGAAUGAUUCAGAACACCGUAGGAAGAAAGCGGAGUCCCAGCUUCAGGAGCUGCAGCUCAAACACAGCGAGACCGAGAGGCAGAGAGCUGAAUUGGCUGAAAAAGUUGCCAAGCUCCAGUCUGAAUUAGAAAAUGUUAGUACUGCUCUCAACACAGUCGAGAGCAAAUCCAUCAAGGCAGCUAAAGACUGCUCAGCUGUGGAAACCCAGCUUCAGGAUACACAGUCCCUGCUUGAGGAGGAGACCCGGCAGAAGCUUGCUCUCUCCACUCGUCUGCGACAAAUGGAGGAUGAACAGAACAGCCUGCGGGAAAUGCUGGAAGAGGAAGAGGAGAGCAAGAAGAAUUUGGAGAAACACCUUCAGUCCUCUCAGGCUCAGUUAGCAGAGAUGAAGAAGAAGCUAGAACAGGAAGCUCAGUCUCUGGAAAGCUUGGAGGAUGGGAAGAAGAAAAUGCAACGAGAGACAGAAGGAUUGAUGCAGCAGCUGGAGGAGAAAGAAUCCGCCUAUGACAAGCUGAACAAGACCAAAACCAGACUGCAGCAGGAAUUGGAUGAUAUGUUGGUCGACCAGGACCACCUCAGACAGAUAGUCCAUGAGCUGGAAAGAAAACAGAAGAAGUUUGAUCAGAUGCUGGCAGAGGAGAAGAACAUCUCUACUAAGUACGCAGAGGAGCGGGACCGUGCCGAGGCGGAGUCCCGUGAGAAGGAGACUAAGGCUUUGACACUGGCCCGGGAACUGGAGACCAUGACUGAUCUAAAGAAUGAGCUGGAACGUGCAAACAAGCUGCUUAAAACUGAGAUGGAAGACUUGGUGUCAUCAAAGGAUGACGUUGGAAAGAGCGUCCACGAGUUGGAGCGUGCAAAGAGGGGGAUGGAGCAGCAGCUGGAGGAGAUGAAAACGCAGCUCGAGGAGCUGGAGGAUGAACUUCAACUCACCGAGGACGCCAAACUCCGUCUGGAAGUCAACAUGCAGGCCAUGAAAGCCCAGUUCGACAGAGAUCUUCAAGCCCGAGAGGAACAGGGUGAAGAAAAGAGAAGGCAUUUGACUAAACAGGUACGGGAGCUGGAGAUGGAACUAGAGGAUGAGCGGAAGCAGCGUUCCCAGGCUAUGGCAGCCCGCAAGAAACUGGAGCUGGACCUGUCGGAUCUGGAGGCCCAGAUCGACAUGGCCAACAAGGCCAGAGACGAGGCCCUCCGACAGCUAAAGAAACUGCAGAGCCAGGCUAAAGAGCAGAUGAGAGAGGCAGAAGAACUGCGUCUGUCUAGGGAGGAGGCCCUCGCUGAGGCUAAGGCCAAUGAGAAGAAGAUCAAAAGCAUGGAAGCUGACAUCAUGCAGCUCCAAGAGGAUCUGGCCUCUGCUGAACGGUCUAAGAGACAAAUAGAGCAUGAGAAAGAUGAGUUGCAGGAUGAAAUCAACAGCCAAAACACCAAGUAUUCACUUGUUAAUGAUGAGAAAAGGAGGCUGGAGUCACGUAUUGCUCAGCUUGAGGAGGAACUGGAGGAGGAGCAGUUGAACUCUGAACUGGCGAAUGACCGCCUGAAAAAAGCUACUCUGCAGACAGAACAGGUUAACGUGGAGCUGACUGCAGAACGCAGCAACAGCCAGCGUCUGGAGGGAACGCGCUCACAGCUGGAGCGCCAGAACAAGGAGCUGAAGCUAAAACUGCAAGAGCUAGAGGUCACCAUUAAGAGCAAGUACAAGUCUUCCAUUGCCACCCUGGAGGCCAAGAUUGUCCAACUGGAGGAACAACUAGACAUUGAGACCAGGGACAGGCAGCAGGCAUCCAAGAUGGUGCGUCGCACAGAGAAACGUCUCAAAGAAGCCAUCCUGCAGGUCGAGGACGAGAGACGCAACACCGACCAGUACAAAGACCAGGCUGACAAACUAAAUAACCGAGUGCGACAGCUGAAGAGGCAGCUGGAGGAGGCUGAGGAGGAAGCCACCCGUGCUAACGCCUCACGCAGGAAGCUGCAGAGGGAACUGGAAGAUGCAACGGAGUCAGCUGACGCCAUGAAUCGAGAGGUCAGCACCUUGAAGAGCAAGCUCAGGCGCGGGGACUACACCACAAACAUACGGCGAGCAAUGAAUCGUUCCGGCCUCGACAGCGAUGAGGAGGUGGAUCUGAAGAGCGAAGCAUCUGAGCCAGCUGUCGAGUGA
Molecule: messenger RNA, 5937 nt
Organism: Chanos chanos (milkfish)
Lineage: Eukaryota; Metazoa; Chordata; Actinopteri; Gonorynchiformes; Chanidae
Gene: myh9a
Product: myosin, heavy chain 9a, non-muscle
Exons: 40
Coding region: 55-5937 (1960 amino acids)
Cellular component (GO): cytoplasm; myosin filament; myosin II complex
Molecular function (GO): actin filament binding; microfilament motor activity; ATP binding
Source: RefSeq, a predicted model, not a curated record